This is a messenger RNA of Culex pipiens pallens (northern house mosquito), 698 nucleotides long. RefSeq lists its product as uncharacterized. The record is from RefSeq and is a predicted model, not a curated record. The coding region runs from base 30 to 698 and encodes 222 amino acids. The transcript is spliced from 3 exons. Lineage: Eukaryota; Metazoa; Arthropoda; Insecta; Diptera; Culicidae.
GAGUUGUAAGGUUUUUGUGCCAGCUAACCAUGGACAGUAUAAUGGAAAACAGAAAACUCGUCCAAACCAGCAAGAGGAAAAAAAUGAUCAGUGUGGAUGGGUUUUUGUACUACGCAAAUCGCAAGAUUCAAUCAACCCUAACCCGCGGAGCCCGAAGAAAGGUGAUUAUUAGACGAAGGCGGAAGCAAAUGCCGCGGGAACCUACUGAUGGCGACGACUACCAAAGCAUAGACGACAGAUAUCAACAGACCCUGGGUGGAGAGAAGUUCUUGCAGACGAACAUCGCCACCCCGGAUGGGCGCAUUUUGAUAUUUUCUACUGCAUCCAACAUGCGACACCUGUCUUUAGCCAAAAUAUGGUUAAUGGACGGAACUUUCGUCACUGCACCGACUAACUUCGCCCAAGUUUUCUCCAUCCAUGGCAACAUCAAUGAAGGAAACGUUCGUCGAUUUGUACCGCUGGUUUUUAUGCUGUUGCCCAGAAAAAAUGAAGCUACAUACAAAACAGCGUUCGAAGGCUUGUCCGAAAUUGCGGCUGAUAUGAGUCUUGAGCUGGAACCUACCGUCAUUAAGUCGGACUUCGAACUUGCGCUGUUAAACGCUUCUCGGUUUGUGUUUACCAAAACAACUCUGAGUGUUACGGAACAGGCCUCUGAACCUAUUGAGACCACCACUCUACGAACCUCCCGGAAACGAUGA